AUAAGAAAUUUCUUGAAAUGAUUCAGACUAUUUCAAAUGAUAGUCAUAAUGAAGGAUUGAAAAAAGCAGCUGAUGGACUUGUUUGGAAACUUAUUCGAGAGCCCGCAUUCUUAGAGAAAAUAGCAAAAAAAGAGGAAGAAGAGAAAACUGCUGCUAAAGGAGUUAUGGAAACCGUAAUUGAAGAAGUAGUAAAUAGUGAUGGUCAAAAACAACUUAUUCAAACGAUUAAGCCAGCUACAAAUACUACUGGUGAACGAACAUUUCAAUAUGAUAUAAUGAUUUCAUAUUGCCAUGCUGACAAAGAACUCACUUAUAAAAUACAUAAAUAUUUAGUAAGUCAAGGUUUUAAAGUAUGGAUUGAUCUCGAUAACAUGCAUGGACCAGCAAUGAGUGCGAUGGCAGAUGCAGUCGAAAAUUCAGAAUUUAUUGUUAUGUGUAUGUCUGAUUCAUACAAACAAAGUACAUAUUGUCAAGCUGAAGCUGAAUAUGCAUUCAGUUGUAAACGACGUCUUAUUCCAUUAAUUAUGCGACCAAAAUAUAAACCUGAUGGCUGGUUAGGAUUCAUGAUUGGUUCACGAAUAUAUGUAGAUUUUGGUAAAUUUGAUUUUGAAACAGGCUGUCAAAAAUUAUUGACAGAAAUUAGUCGUCAAAGUAAACGACCUCUUCCGUCGAAAAUUAAGUCUGAAAAUCAAAAUGAACAGUCAAAUGAUAUAGUUCCUAAUAAGACACAAAUAAUUACGUCUCAUCAUAAUAAACCUUCGAUAGAUAAUAAUGAUACUAAUGUACUCUAUAUUCAUACGAAACGAAAACCAAUGUCAAAUUUUAAUCGAAAACCAUUAUAUUUAUGGACAGAAUCUGACGUAUUAGAUUUUCUUUCCCUUGAACAUUUAAUUCAAUUAAUGCCAUUAUGUGAAACAAUGAAUGGUCAAGCUCUUAUACAAUUAUACAAAAUGUGUACGGCUCAAGGCACUAAAAUGUAUGUUCUGCUUAAUGAAGAGUUAAAUUCGACAUUUAAAUUGAAAUUACCUAUUGGAGUAUUCACAAAAUUUUUAAGUUCUAUAGAACAACGAUUAAAUACAGGUUCAUUAGUACGAUCGGAAACUAAAAUACAAUAUCCUGAAACCAAAUCUACAAAAAUUUCACAAGAACAUCUUUCAUAUAGUCCUAGUACACCAACUGCUAAUUAUAAUCCGUCAAAAUAUCCAUUACAAUCGGAUAAAGCCUAUGAUCUUUUAAUUACUUCCGAUGUUCCUGCUAUACAAGUAUUGAGAACAGUGGAACGUUAUGGUAUAAAUUUUGCGAAAAAAGCGUUUGCAUCAAAAGUAUCCUUUCGUUAA
Molecule: messenger RNA, 1337 nt
Organism: Adineta steineri
Lineage: Eukaryota; Metazoa; Rotifera; Eurotatoria; Adinetida; Adinetidae
Source: the annotation of a GenBank genome assembly